AUGCGGUUUCGACGUGCCCAGAGGCCAGAGGCGAAUCCAUUGGACUUUCUUCGGAGAGGAAGGAGGGAGGCUUUCUUUGGAGAUGGCACGGCGACUUUGUUUGGAGAUGGCACACGCGGGGAGGGGAAGGAACAGGUGGCGGAUAUAAUGACUAAGGCAGUGAAGCUUGAACAAUUUGAGAAACUUCAACAAAUGCUUGGAGUAGUUGAUAUUACUAUAACAGUUCCACUUCCAACCUCCAAACCCAACAGAAACGGCGCGCCCGCCACCAACGCCAACGCCAGCCCCAUCAAGUCCCAACUCUACAACCCCAACCAUCAAGUUUACCAGCCGCAAUCGCGCUACCAUGGGCGGUGCCGCUCCCACUGCAACCUCUGUUGCUGCUGCCGCUUCUGGACCAUCCUGAUGAUGCUCGACGUGGUGCUCCUCGCCGCCAUUGUCAGCGCCGCACUGUACGUACUGUACCCUCCCCACCGCCCUGAAUUCUCCGUGACGAACCUCCGCAUUGCGAGGAUGAACCUGACGACGCCGUCGGACUCGCCCUCGCACCUCAACACGCUCUUCAACCUCACGCUCAUCGCCAAGAACCCCAACAACCACAUGGUCUUCUUCUACGACCCAUUCUCCGUAACGGUGUUCUCGAACCCCGUCCCCGUGGAAAACGGCUCCGUGACGGCGUUCUCCUCGGGCAAGAACUACCAGAUGAGCCUCCGCGCGGUGCUCUCGGGGUCGCAGGAUCUGGACAUUGACUCCCUAAGCAGUGUGAGAUCGGGUCUGAAGAUGAAGAAGGGUUUCCCCGUUCAGAUUCAGACGGACACCAAGGUGAAGAUGAAGAUGGACUCGCUCAAGAGCAAGAAGGUCGGAAUCAGAGUCACCUGCAACGGAAUCAGAGGCACCGUUCCCGCCGACAAUCACGAGGUUGCAUCCGUCGUCGACUCCGAGUGGAGUACGAGGAACUGUUGGAGGGCAUGCGCGAGCAUUGAUCAGCGGCUUGAAAGAGAAGGCGUGGUCAAGGUUUUUAAUGAGGUCCAAAUAUAA
Molecule: messenger RNA, 1038 nt
Organism: Cajanus cajan (pigeon pea)
Lineage: Eukaryota; Viridiplantae; Streptophyta; Magnoliopsida; Fabales; Fabaceae
Source: RefSeq, a predicted model, not a curated record